GCUACAGCAAGGACCUCUGUCUUUGCCUUAGACCUUCACCAGUGUGGAUGUCCUCACCUGUGGUGAUAGGACGAUAAGCACGUCAGCAGCGUCAUAAUCCAAUACUAUUUGUCUUUUUUUUUGAGAAUCUACCUUAAAUUGUGUAUAAAAAUAUAAAAAGGUGGUGGUGCUGGUGUCAGGGGGCUGGUUCUAACCCUGUGGUGAUGGUGUUUGUUGUCCCGUAGAUCUUUGGCUUUACCAUUUACGAUGAAAGUGGUACGUGGGAGACAGACCAAAAAAAUGAGCCUAAUGGAUAUCACUAAAAUGUUCUCCAUGCUCCAGCCCAAAGAAGAUGAAGACGACAACGGAGAAAGCGAGGAGCUGAACCGAGCGGUAUCUGAGGACAAUUACCAAACCCUGGAUAACCUCUUGUCUCAAGACAGGUACAAGAGGUUCAUCAACCGCAGGAGCGGCUGGGGCGUACCCAGCACCCCACUGCGCCUGGCCGCCACGUGGGGCCGUGUCAGGAGCAUGAAGGUCCUCUUGGCCCACGGGGCGGAGGUGGACAGCCUGGAUGUGAAGGCUCAAACCCCGCUCUUCAUGGCGGUCAGCAACGGCCACCGGGAAUGCGUGAAGGUCCUCCGGGCCGCGGGGGCCAGCCCCGUGGGCAGCAUCUACAACAACUGCUCGCCACUGCUCAUUGCUGCGAGGGAUGGGGACGUGGACAUCCUGCGGCAGCUCCUGGACCAUGGCGCGGAAACCAACGUUCAAGCGAGGCUGCCUGAGUGGGCUGUCAACUCGGUGGCUUGUUCCGGUCCUCUCUACCUCGCCGCCGUGUACGGGCAUCUGGAGUGCUUUAAGAUGCUGUUGCUUUACGGCGCCGAUCCCGACUAUAACUGCACCGAGGAGAGGGUGAUUGCCCAGAUCAAGGAGCCCAAGACUCUCCUGGAAACCUGCCUGAGGCACGGCUGCAGGAGCGAGUUCUUUGAGCUGCUCAUUGACUUUGGAGCCAACGUGUACUUGCCCAAUGUCACGGUAGAUGAGACGGCACCCCGCAGCAAGGGCCUGGAGCUGCUGCUGCAGGCGAGAGCUCAUCCCAAGUCCCUGAUGUCUCAGUCCAGGCUGGCGAUGAGACGCCUGCUGAGGCGGGCCGGCCGCCCGCACGCCCUCGGCGAGCUGGAGAUCCCGACGGUCCUGGUGAACUACCUCCGACACCAGCCGUGACGCACA
Molecule: messenger RNA, 1209 nt
Organism: Egretta garzetta (little egret)
Lineage: Eukaryota; Metazoa; Chordata; Aves; Pelecaniformes; Ardeidae
Gene: ASB12
Product: ankyrin repeat and SOCS box containing 12
Cellular component (GO): nucleus; cytoplasm
Molecular function (GO): protein binding
Source: RefSeq, a predicted model, not a curated record